Molecule: messenger RNA, 4599 nt
Organism: Xyrauchen texanus (razorback sucker)
Lineage: Eukaryota; Metazoa; Chordata; Actinopteri; Cypriniformes; Catostomidae
Product: vasculin-like protein 1
Exons: 12
Coding region: 1399-2847 (482 amino acids)
Biological process (GO): DNA-templated transcription; positive regulation of DNA-templated transcription
Cellular component (GO): nucleus
Molecular function (GO): RNA binding; DNA binding
Source: RefSeq, a predicted model, not a curated record
GACAGGAACAAGCUAGAUGGAUUGGUAAAGUCGGAACGAGUGUGAUUAAAAAACACAAACAAAAUACAGAAUCAGAAACACGACAAUCUCCAAACUGUCAAAUUGCAUUGACAAGUGCUGCAUCGUUGUCUUCGAUUAAUUUGUUGGGACUGACAAGGGAUAAAAAGAGUUGGUGUGCUGAUUAAUUGUGAAGAUCUGGAGGAAGAACAACCUGUAGGAUUUCUGCUCUGACCUCAAGGAUUUUAAGAGACUGAGAUCGCCCUACAUGCAAUAAUAUAAGCUGGAGUACAGCUGUUGUUUCACUGUUAAUGUUCAAGGUUCCCUUGCAGCUGGACGCUUUUGAUUUGGUCCUGUUAAGUGGCUGUUAAAUCACAAAUGCACAUUACACUGUGUUUAACAACACCUCUGUUAAGAGUCUGUGCACUUUGGCAUAAAGUUAUUAAUCUGCGGAAGUCAGGAAGUGUUGUUGGUGGUCAGAUCAUAUGUCAAUUUAAUAUUUCUGGUAGCUUGAUGUGAUAUUGGUUCACCAGUCAUUUUUCAGUCAUGUGGACCACGAGGUAAAGAUGUCAAUUUUUUCACCCAUUUGGUUUGCUAAAUCAUCCAAAGUAUGAGCUGUUGAAGGCUAAAGAAAAAUAACAUAAAGCACUCUUAGCUAUUGUGAUGUGACAAAUCAGCCCCCCUCCCCCUUUCGCCCUGACGUAGCACCUUUGCUGUUUUGAUGAGGUGAAUAUAUAUUUAGAUCGGCACUUUCCGCAAAACAGCAUUGUGUGGUACAACCCCGCCCUCUGUAUUUUUGUCACUCUGUGUGUGUCUUCAUCUGAAAAUGAGUUCGUAAAUUAGCUUCUGAGUGUCAGAGCAGGCACAACGUGCUGCUACCACAAGCCCUCAGAAUAAGAGACUGAUCAAUCCAAGACUCAGGCAGAGUUCCAUUUCAAAAGACAUUGGAUUCCUUAAUUUGUACUCGGUCAGCCUGAAUGCAAGCCGUCAUCGUCGGUGAACUAAGGGUGUCCUGGAGAGUCACUCAGGCAUUACUGAUCAAACACAUCAGCUACUCUUCCACAACUACACGCCAGUCACAUUGAUCAACAACAACACGCCUCGCAUCACCAUCUCUUCCUUCAACUUACAAUUUCACCUUGCGUGGGGAGUUGACGAGUUCACCCUGCGUACGUUACGCUUCCAUUUCCCUCACUGCACCAUCCUGGAAACUGGAAUUUGGUGAGUUUAUCAGGGAACUGAGUUUACCCUGAGGCUGCUGAGCCAGUGAAAAGUGCAUUGGUUGGGCCCUCUGCACAAACACAGACAAGGACAGGGCCAUCGAACUACAGAGCCUUUGUCUCUGGGUUCAGGCCAUGAGGUUUGAUGCCUCCAUCCACUGACGGGAGACACUGGACCUAAAUGGCGCAGCAUGACUUUGUUCCUGCCUGGCUUAACUUCUCCACGCCUCAGCCCGCCAAGUCCCCUGCUGCCCCCCUUGAGAAGCAUGGAGAGCACUUUCCCAGAGGAGACAGCCGGCCGGGAGUAAACCGCCGCAGACACAACUCCUCUGAUGGCUUUUUCAACAAUGACCCGCUCAGAGCCCCUGGAGGUGAUGGUUGGCAGCAGCCAUCUCUGUUGAGGCAUGACUCUGUAGACUCUGGUGUUGCAAAGGGCAGUCAGGGGGGAUUGGGAGGUGGACCAGGGUGGAAGGAGACCCCCAGCUGGCAUGGGGCACAGAGGGGCCAGGAUGGUCCUCACCACCACCAUGCUCGGCAUAUCAAACGCGGUGGAGGCGAGAGGGACAGACAAGGGGGUCACCGACAGCGUAAUGGAAACUUUCAUCCACGCAAAGGUGGACCAUAUCAGGACAGAUAUUCUGAUGAGGAGCGUAAUGAUGACAAGCUCAAGUUUGUUGAUGAGGAUUUUCCUUCCUUGAACCCAGAGACAACUGGAAAACCAGCAAAUCAGCCUCGUGCUGUCGGGACUCCAGCAGGAGUAUGGGAGAACCCCCCUAGUGCUAAGCAGGCUAUGUCUAAAAUGCUGGUCAUUAAGAAAGUGUCUAAGGAGGACCCCAGUGCUGCAUUCUCAGCUGGCUUUGCCAGUGCUGGCCCUCUACCCGCCAAUGGUUCUAAAGUCCCCAUCACUGGACCCAGUGUCUACAAGAAUCUGGUGCCCAAACCUGCCACUGCCCCCACCAAGUCUGGCCCAUGGAAACCCAAUGGAAGGGAAACUAAAGUGGGUUUGCAUUUUUCUGGACGGGAUUCAGCCUUCACCAGUCCCGUUUCUGUGACCAAACCUCUGACGCCCGUCAGUGCACCUGCACAUGGCACCUCUAAAGAGCCACCCUCCAGCACCACCCCUCCCAUAGACAUAACCCCCUCACGGCUAAAGCUGAUGCGGCGCAGCACAGACCGUAAGAGUGAGUUCCUGCGUGGACUAAAGGAUGAGAGAAACGGGGAUGUGAGUGGCUGCCACAGCCCAGGAGCCCCAGCAGAGGGAGAGGGAAGUACCCCUGAACCAAAAGAAUUUGGAGAAAGUCAUGAAAAUGGCAUCUCCCACUCUCUCAGUGACUCAGACACAGAGCACUUGUCCAGCUCUCUGGAGGCUGAACACAGGCUGCUGAAGGCUAUGGGUUGGCAGGAAUACCCAGAAAAUGAUGAAAAUUUCCAACCUCUCACUGAGGAUGAACUCAAAGAGUUUCAAGCAAAAACUGAACGGAUGAAGAAGAUUGGUCUGGGACGUAAUGGUAUCCUCUUAAAGCCACGUAGUGGGGCCCUGCUACCCUGGAGGAACACCCCUGGCCUGGAAGAGUGCUCUGAGUCCGAGACGAGCAGUAGCAGCCAGACCUCCGAUGAUGAUGAUUCCUAAUGAUGAUGAAACCUAAUGUGGCUUUAAACUCCCCUCCCCAUUUCCAAUUCACUCUUAAUCUGUCUCUCCAUUUCACCCAUUUAUUUAAAAAGAGAGAGAGAGUGAAAGGCUUCUUUUCAUGGACAAGGAUCAUCAGUCAUAUCUCAGUUGGAGAGGAAGAGAAAAAAAACAUUCACUUGUCACCUCAUAGGCAAUGUCUUUCUAUUUGAUUCCCCCUCUCUUUCCUUGUAUGUAUUUUGUUCUUUAUCCUGAACUAGAAAUGUCAAAGAAAGCCACACACCCUCCACCAGAUCUUUUAUUGUUUUGCUCGGGGAAAAGACUAAUUCAUAAUAACACAAAUUAUAACCGUGAUUAAACGUGAAAUAUGACAUCAUCUGAAUGUUCUAUAAAAUGGCUUUGACACCUUUCUAAAAGUUUUUUCCUUUUCGCGAAAACAAUUCUCGUAGCAUUAGUGUUAAGAUGAAACAAUCAUUGUGAGCUGCUGACUGCAACGUUGCUCCCGGUCCCUCAUAGAAAUGAGCUGAAGCCAGUCAUCCCUGCAACAAGAAAGAACUAAAGCAACAUUAAAUAUUUAAUGUUUAUUAAAUGGACUGACACCGUUGGUCUGGCAGCUAGAUCAUCAGUCCGUUUCUGGCUCCAGUUCCGCCAAACUCUGAUGAUUUCCAGUUCUCAUUCUGCAGUAUCAAAAUCAAACAAAUAUACCUGAUUUAAUUUUGUCUGCCAAGUGAGUGAACACAUGUGAGCGUACAUUUGAAACCUAGCUUAAGGAAAUGUUCGUCAUGUGGUGGCUUUUGAAUUAAGGUCAAAUUUGGUUGGAAUGGUCUAAUGUUUUACAUGUGAAGUUAUGGAAAACGUUCAAUUCACUGAGGCUGGGUUCUGUUUGGGAAAAAUGUUCAAAAAAUCAUAAACAGACUGUCUGAUUUUUCCCCCUCAAUAACUUAAUGCAGUUUGAUUUGAACCGUAUUGAAACUGAUGUUUCAGAGUGACUAUAAAAUGGCAUAAUUAAUGCUGUGGCAUUUAUUUUCCAAAGCUUUACAGUCAUUGCAUGUAGAUGAUUAGGGGUAUACAUUAAACACAAAAAAGGUUUAAAGAAUUUAUUUAAUCACAAAACCCUAAUAUAAUCUACCCAAUGGAAUAGAAAUGCAUUAAAAAUGAUUGGGCUUAUGUUUACAAUGCAGGAAUUGACCCAAGUUAUCCAAGAUUUGUAAUUACUGUGAAAUUUGUUUGAGCAAUUCAAUAAGAUGGCUUGCACGCUUUGUUCUGCUAUGUUGGUCUUUAAAUAAUUUGUUGUGAAGAAAUCUUGACGCUGAGUUCUAUCCCUGCUGCUGGCAGUGAUCCAUCUUUAAAAGUUCUUUAUUUCAUGAGGGACUGCUGGUGUAAAUUGUGCAUCUCCUUUUUUUCUUUUUGUACCUUGUUUUUCUCUGAUAGGGUAUAAAAAUGGCUUUCACAGAUUUAAAUUUCUUUUUUUUAAUUUUGGUACAGCUGUAAAAAUUCCCACAUAAAUAGUUUGUUUUUCUUGUUUGCAUUAUAUUGUUUCUGCAGCCUUGAUAUUCAGGGUGGAUUGUAAAAAAUAUAAGAAUAAAAAAUUGUGAGUUUUGGAAGAUUAAGAUUAUUUUGAUAACAUUAUUUACAGAUUUGAGCUGAUAAAAAGGUGUCAUGUAUGGGUUUAUCUGUAUGAGACAAAGCAGACAUAAACUGCAUCAUAAUGAAAAAGAACAGAGGAAAAAUUGUAAUAAAUAUUUUGCAUCAGUU